Fomitopsis serialis is the source of this 2161-nucleotide messenger RNA. RefSeq names its product WD40-repeat-containing domain protein. Gene Ontology annotation, biological process: transport along microtubule. Gene Ontology annotation, molecular function: dynein light chain binding; dynein heavy chain binding. The transcript has 10 exons. Lineage: Eukaryota; Fungi; Basidiomycota; Agaricomycetes; Polyporales; Fomitopsidaceae. Gene Ontology annotation, cellular component: cytoplasmic dynein complex. The record is from RefSeq and is a predicted model, not a curated record. The coding region runs from base 80 to 2065 and encodes 661 amino acids.
GUGCACAGCGCCGCCGCUCCUGCCAGUGGUCACUCGGUCGUAGCACCGUUCUAUCGGUCAUCCCACGUAGUAAGUAGCCAUGUCGGACAAGCGAAGAGCAGAGAUCGAGGCGAAGAGGGCGAAGCUGGCAGAGCUCCGCAAAGCGAGGGCGGACAGGCAGAAGGCAGACUCUGACCGUCGCACUUCCGAGAUUGCAGGCCCGUCUGUCGUCCGCAGAGACGUCGACGACCUCGUCAGCUCGCUCAUAGGCACCGAUAUCGGGCGGCGCGUGGACAGCAGAGCUGGCUCUCCACCAACCUCGGUCCCAUCUACUCCGUUACUGGCACAGAGCAGAUCGCUAGCGGGCCCAUCCACACUCUCGCCCUCUGGUCGACUCAGCAGACAAAGCGAUGCUGCGUCGGACCGGAUCAGUGUGGGCACGACGUUCGUGCAAUCGUCGACGAACGGCACAACAGACCAUGUCGUAGACCGUGUCAUGACUCCACGCAUAGUGCCAGACCUUAUUGACGUUGAGGAAGAGCUCUUCGAGCUGCCACAGAAGGAGCGUGUUAUAUACAACAAAGAGGUGCAAACGAUGGACAUCGGGACAUCCUCAGAUGAUGAUGACGAAGACGCCCGAGACGCCGUCGCUCAGAAGGAGCGCGAAGCUGAGGAGGCCUUGGAGGCCGCGCGCGAACGCGAGUUAGAAGCGGAGAGCAUCCUUCUCGACAAACAAAUCGAAGAGGAGAUCAGAGAGAUGACAGAGGAAGAGAAGACCAGUAUCUUCGCUGCACCGGAAUUCCUCGACUUCGUUGAGCAGUCAACGAAGAUUAUUCAACGAGCACUUAACGACAAUUAUGACUAUGUCCGCGACUACACUAUUGGCGCCGAGACUGGCGGGGAUGACACGGAAGGUCGGCGUGUGAAGUGUGUUUGUGCAUUCUCGAGCGAGCGAUACGGGAAGAACCGAUCAAUCACGGACGUGGCCUGGUCACCAAAGUUCCCAGAACUCAGCUGCGCGUCCUAUAAUAAGAAUCCUGCCGCGCUAAACGAGCCGGACGGCAUCGUCGCCGUCUGGAACCUUCACCUCCUGGAGCGGCCAGAAUUUGUUUUCCAUUCACAGUCCGACGUCCUCUCAGUAACCUUCUCACCCUUCCAUUCAAAUCUCGUCUUCGGCGGAACGUACUCGGGGCAGAUCCUCCUGUGGGACACACGCUCGAAGCACCUGCCGGUGCUGAAGACGCCGCUGUCUGCGGCGGGGCAUACACAUCCCGUGUAUGCGAUGCAGAUGGUGGGAACACAGAAUGCGCAUAACCUGAUCACGAGCAGUACCGAUGGAACGGUGUGCAGUUGGCUCGUAGACAUGUUGGCCCAGCCACAGGAAACCUUGGAACUCAUACAUGCCGGACACAACAAGACUGGUGAGGUAGCAAUCACCACAUUGGACUUCCCGGACAACGAGACAACGACGUUUUGGGUCGGUACCGAAGAAGGCAACGUGUACCAAGCCAACCGAUACGACCGGGCUGGCGCGAAGGCCGGUCUGAACCAGUACGAUGUUUACAAGGGUCACUCCGGACCUGUCAUGGGGCUGCACUUCCACCCACAGCACGGGCCGGUGGACUUCUCCGACAUGUUUCUCACGUGUUCCGUCGACUGGACGGUCAAGCUAUGGCGUGCCAAAUCGCUCGCGAAGCCAUCGACGGCGGCGAACGUCAUCUCGCCAAUAUAUUCGUUCGAUGAGGCGGACGACUACGUGUACGACGUCAAGUGGCAUCCCUCGCAUCCGGCGCUAUUUGGUGCUGUGGACGGCUCAGGCCGGUUCGAUGUCUGGAAUUUGAACUGGGACACGGAGGUGUCUGCAGUGUCGACGAUAGUUGGCUCUGGGCGCGCGCUGAACAAGAUGCAGUGGGACAGGAAGGAUGGCCGGCGGGCUGCCAUGGGAGGGAGCGACGGGAAGCUGUACAUCUACGACAUCGGAGAUAUGGCGCUCCCCAGGGAGUCGGAGUGGACGGAUUUGCAGCGGACGGUUGCUGGCGUGGUCGGAGGCGGAGCGCAGAACGGGAUCGUCGAGGCUGGGCGGUAGCGGCUACUGCGCGUGCUCGUGUUAUACAUUUGUUAUACAUAGUUGCAUGUGUUGCUCUCGCUGUUUCAAUGGCUAUAGUAUACCCUGAUUCCUGUA